Danaus plexippus (monarch butterfly) is the source of this 5115-nucleotide messenger RNA. Its product is annotated as tubulin monoglutamylase TTLL4-like. Gene Ontology annotation, cellular component: cilium. Gene Ontology annotation, molecular function: tubulin-glutamic acid ligase activity; tubulin binding. The coding region runs from base 546 to 3626 and encodes 1026 amino acids. Gene Ontology annotation, biological process: microtubule cytoskeleton organization; protein polyglutamylation. NCBI's taxonomy places the organism in Eukaryota, Metazoa, Arthropoda, Insecta, Lepidoptera, Nymphalidae. The record is from RefSeq and is a predicted model, not a curated record. The transcript is spliced from 16 exons.
AAAAAUUCAUGUAACUAUCACAUACCUAGCGGUAAGGGUAAGGGUUUCGGUGUGGAUGAAAAGAAAUAAUUUUCAUCCUAAUCUUAAAUUUAUAGUUCAAUCAAAAGUUAAGGAUGCUGUGAUAAGGAAGAAAAUGUGCAGAGUUAUGUUGGUAGACAAAGUGGUCACAAAUAUUAAAAUAUUUGAGAUUCUGUUAUUGUUUACAAUCAAUCCCAAUAAUAUCACCAUCGCCAUUACUGAAAGCACGUAUAGCAAAAUUAACGGUGUAUACGCGGUUUGAAAGUAGUCUUCGGGGCGAUAUGCUUGUUUUUCGAAAAACUAUGUAAACUUCUUUAAAGAAAAAAUAUUUUUUUCUUUCAAGUUUGGCGGGAGAGCUGGCACGUUUUGUAAUUGUUAAACAGUGAUCUGUCAGCUGUCGUCUGGCCUCCUCGACGCCUGACCCUGGCCGUCCAUUUUUCUGAGGAUUUAAAAAAAUUAGUAGUGCAAUAGUGAAAUUCCUGGUAGUUGUGGUGGCAUUCGAUGAUGCAUUGCGAAUAAGCGCGGAUAUGGAUGGCAUGAGAACGUGCCCAAGCUACGAGGCCGGGUUCGAGGCGUGCGAUCCUUUGCGGUCAGUUUUUGAGUGGUCAGGGCGAGGACCGGCGCGUGUGCUGAGACGGCGCUGCCGCAGCGAAGGUGUCGAUCGGUCUCCAUAUGAGGAUGCGACGAGGGAGUUGCAUAGACCCGAAUAUCGCCAGUGCCGUGCAUUAAAUAAAAGCCACUUUACCUUGAACAACAGUUACGAGCGAUUUGAGAGGUUCGACCACGAGUGCUCACUGCCCGCUGAGAACGGCGACUACGUUAUGGCACACGAAAGUAACUUACGCCAUGGUUACCAGCCAGGAAGAACGAAAUAUCAAAGAACUAGUCCCAUUCGUCCAUUGUUAGUCACCACAUUAUCAAACAAUAAGCUAGAUGACAGCCGUCUACCUAAAGUUGAGGAAUUGCUUGAGAAAGUGGACCAGGAAAUGAUAGAGGUUCCUAUGACCAAACAGCCUUUAAAGUCAAUACUCAAUAAUCCUUUGCCUAAGACACAGCCGCAAAGUAUAUUAAAGAAACCUAAAAAUAGAUCAUAUCAGGAAUCCAAAUCUGCAUUAGAAGGACGCAGGAGACAGAGAGCAUCCAGUGAAUCUGAUAAUUUUUAUUGUAGUUUUCAUCUUGGUUCAUCCUUACCGGGAUAUGAUGGUCACCUUUCAUAUAGAUCUAGUAACAUGAAGCGGGCUAAAGAUAAUUCUGGUACUGGAUAUUCAUAUGGAACUGCUAUAGCCGCUCUCGGUAAUACCCCUAGGGCAAAAUCUCCAACCAACUAUCCUAAGAGCAGAUGCAAUUGUCAAAACCAAGUCAUAGUUACACCUAAAGAUGAAGCAUACAGAGUACAUUUGUUAAGGACGUCCGCAAUAAACAGUGAAACGGUCAAUGAUGUACCUGUUGUUGAUAUGCCUCGUCAAGAGACGCAUACUCCUACGAGACCGGCUCACAGCCCCGCGCUGCCAGUGAGUUCUGUGACACCAACCACCGUCACCAAGAAGAAGAAAAAAAAGAAAACCAAGACGAAGACCACGAUCAGCACUCAAGAGGAAGCUGAUGAUUCUCACAGCCGCUCGCCAUCCCCGGAUCCGACAGUGGACACCUGGAAAAUGGAAACCGAAACGGAAGUAGACAAGACGGACAAACAGCUGCAUAAUGACGCAGACAAAAACCCCGUGGUGAAGCUGGCGACUAAACUCAACGGCACCCUCGUGUCUCCCAAGAAGGCUGCGUCUAAAGAGAAAGUUAUUAACAAGGAUAUGUUCUUGACCACUUUACAUACGACAAAUCCCUUCAAAAAUAUUCCCACUCGGAAAGAAUCACCCCUCCACCUGCCCGAGUCGAUGUCUAACUGUCUCCGGCCGUCUCUGUUCCCGCGAGUGCCUCCAUACCUGAAGUUUAUAAGUCACGAUGACACCGCUCCACUCAAAAUGCCGAUGGCCAUACAGAAACACCUCAAGUGGAAGUUGACCACAAUCACACCGAUAGUUGUCAAGAAGACGUUAACCAACUCGGGGUUCAGAUUGGUCAAGAGCGAGUGCGACACAUCCGAGUGCCCCCAAGAAGAAACCGUGGAUUGGAUCGGUAUAUGGGGAAAACACAUGAAAUCUAUCAUGUUCCGCGCUAUCAAAGACGGGCAGAAGAUGAACCACUUCCCAGGAACCUUCCAGAUAGGACGCAAGGACCGGUUGUGGAGGAACCUACAGAAGUUGGCGUCUAGACACGGGGUCAGCGAGUUCGGUAUCAUGCCCAAAACAUACGUCCUGCCUCACGAUCUGAAAAUAUUGAAACACGACUGGGAGAAGUACGCCGCUAACAACGAGAAGUGGAUCAUAAAACCGCCAGCCUCCGCCCGAGGUACCGGCAUCAAGGUAGUCUCCCGAUGGACUCAGAUACCUAAGAAGAAACCGGUAGUGGUCCAGCGCUACGUGUCCAAGCCGUACCUCAUCAACGGCAGCAAGUUUGACCUUCGCUUGUACGUAUUAGUUACAUCAGUGCAUCCGCUACGAAUAUACCUGUACAAGGAUGGACUGGCCAGAUUUGCUUCAGUGAAGUACAACGACGACAUAACGUCCCUGAACGACAGAUACAUGCACUUGACUAACUACUCCAUCAACAGACUGUCCAAGAACUACACGCCGAACGAGGACUUCGCGGCCUGCGAGGGACACAAGUGGACUCUGCAAACUCUAUUCCAAUACCUUAAGACUGAACAGAAAGUUGACACAGAGUUGUUAUGGGAGUCCAUAAAGGACCUGGUGAUAAAGACGAUCAUAUCCGGAGAGGCCAGCAUCAGCUCCUUGACCAAGGCCAAUAUAACGUCACGAUACAAUUGUUACGAGCUAUUCGGCAUUGAUGUACUCUUGGACGAAGAUCUCAAACCUUGGCUGCUGGAGGUGAACAUAUCACCCAGUCUUCACUCAGCGUCACCCCUGGAUACUCACGUGAAAGGUCCUUUAGUUCGAACAGUGCUGAACGUGGCGCAGUUCCAUGUGCCGCCUCGCACCAGCCUCGACGCCCUCGCCAGGGAACACGGCCGACUGAAUGGUUUGCCGUACGACAGUAGACUGUAUACGGUGUAUCUGUCGAAGGAAGAACGCGAUAAACAUAUUAUAUACACACACAUGGAAGACAGAGAUCUGUAUCUAAGGGACAUCUUAUCAACCUUGACCCCCGACGAUGUCCGACACCUCAUACAAGCUGAAGACGAACUGACGCAGAUAGACUCCAUGGAGCGAGUGUUCCCUACAAAGAACACGCAUAAAUACCUGACCUUCCUGGUAGGGCCACGGUACUAUAACAGACUGUUCGACGCCUGGGAGAGCAGAUACUGCGACUAUAGAGAACCAGGCAUCGAGCUGUUGCGUAAUCUCUGCGACAUCGGCUACCACCUGGAGGUGCCCCCCGUACCGUUAAAGAAUGACGUGGACGCACCGUCGCCGCCCGCCUCGGAGAAGCGCUCAAUACCAUCCCUGGCGUCGGAGCUCUCGUCCGCUGGUUCGCUGGCCUGCGUCAUCAUCCCGCCGGCAGCCGCUACCACCGCGCCGCCGCCGCGGGCCUAGCGAGCCCGACCACAACAUGAACCAGCUCAAAGACCUCGACAACGACACCGAUGACAGAUAGAAACAUCGAUCUCAUCGGAAUAAUGGAUCAUGUCAGUCAUUAUGAUUAGAUUUUUAUGAAAUGAAAACUAUGUUCAGUGUAUUCGAUCGGUGAUGAAAAAAAAAAAUGAAAUUAUUCCUAGUAAUAAAUUUACAUUGUUUCGCCCUAUAUCUCUGGUUGCGAUUGUGAUCGAAAUUAAAAUUAUUAAGUGCUGUAAAAUUUAAAUGUAAAGAAAAUGAUAUCCGUAAUCAUGGAGUAUGUGAAAUUGUAUUAAAAAAAUACUAAAAUAUAAAGUAAAACUAUUUUAAAAAAUUGUAAGCGGUUUUAAAAAAUAUAAAUAUUAUAUUCCUAUACAGGAUCGCAUGACGCGUUUUAAAAAAAAUGUUUCACUUUUACCUGACGCCUCGUGUGAUCUUAACUAAGAUUGUUCAGGAGCUUAUUUUUAAAGUUAGUUGUAAUUUUCACUUCAGAUGUUAUUAAGAUUGACUUUCAAGGCUUUCAAGAUUGAUUUUGUUAAUCGACAUUCCCGAAGCUUAUCUGAUUGUUUAUCUUACAAUUAAUAUAUGAAAAAGACAAAUCUAAUGUGACAGCUCGAUUAUUAAUAGUAACGCGGUUGUUUCUUCGCCUUAAGUUUGAAAUUGUGACAUUUUUUGGACUUUUGAAUGGAAUGUCAAUGUCAAGUUUUCAAUAUAGUGAUGUGUUCAUUGUAUACCUAGUAUUGCUAGCUUAGUGAGUUGUUGGGAGUGACGUCAUCGAGUCGUUCACUUGUCUCACAUCGAUAUUAAAUCCCUCGUGUAUAUAUAUAUUGGUAAUUGAAUCGAUAUUAAUUAUAAAGUUCAUUCCUCUAUUAAAUUGAACAUUACGUGUUCCGAUUUAGCGUAUUUAUUUUAAUAAUCUAUUAAGAUGUGUUGCCAGUACAAUGACGAAUGUUCUUAUCAUAUAUUCAAACAUAAUUCAAUCUGAAUGAGCCGCUAAGUCAGUGAUCUUUGAAACGAAAUUCUAAUGUAACAUUUGGGAGAGCAUGACAGACAAUAUUAUUCUAUACUAUGAAAUUAGUUUAAGUAAAUAAAUGUAAAAAAAAAAAAAACAGUUGUAAUAUGCUUCGCGAUCCCGUGUUUAUCAUUCGUCUGAACAAUAUCGUUUGUAUUGGCAUUAUAAAUUUAAGCAAAUUGUUUAUCGUAGUCAUGGAUAUGUCAUCCAGGGACUGAUUUUCUAAGUACCGUUAAUUCGUUAGUGGUUUUUGUGUAAGCCAUUCAAUGUAUGCCCCUAGAUUUAAUGUUAUAGUACUGACAUAUAUUUUUAAAUCUGUUAUAUUGGAAUUCUCUGAUGAAAUGGUAGUUUAAAGAAAAAAUUAACAACCAAAGAGAUGUCAGUGUAAAAAACGAAGCAAUUCCUCAACAUUGCCUUUACUCAAUCUGAACAAUUAAAUAAUAAAUACAUCAGCAUUUA